UCUCCGGGCGGGGCGAGUUUGCCGAGAGCGCUUCGAAGUGCUGGGCUAGAGCCUCAGAGGAUUUUCCGACUCUUAUUUCCCAUGAACUUCUGGGCCUAAACUAAUCUCAGUCUGUGGGUCCCUUUCCGGUGUCUCCGAGAUUUUUGGACUCUGUGCGGAGAAUCUUGACAGUGACAGUGUCUCACUGUAUAGCGAGCUACAGCUACAAAAUGUUGAGGAGCUGCUCUGUCUUUUCUGGACUCUGUGCUUCACCAAUAGAGGAACCCUAUGGAGCACUAAUUAGUUCCUGGGAUUCUAGAACCAUGACUGACGGCUUGGUGACAUUCAGGGAUGUGGCCAUUGACUUCUCUCAGGAGGAGUGGGAAUUCCUGGACCCUUCUCAGAGGGACUUGUAUGUGGAUGUGAUGUUGGAGAACUACAGCAACUUGGUCUCACUGGAUUUGGAGUCGACAUAUGAGACAAAAAAUACAUUUUCAAAAAAGGACAUUUUUGAAAUUAAUUUUUCCCAGUGGAAGAUAAAGGAAAGAAAUAAAACCAUUAAGCUUGAGGCAUCCAUUUUCAAAAAUAACUGGAAGUGUAAGAGCAGAUUCAAGGGGCUCCAGGGACACCAAGAGAGAUUCUUCAGUCAAGUGAUAAUCAGCUAUGAAAAAAUGCCCACUUACAAAAAGCAUGAAUUUCUCAUUGCACAUCAAAGAACUCCUAAUCGAGAAAAACCCUACAUUUGUAAGGAAUGUGGGAAGGCUUACAGUCAUGGCUCAAAACUUGUUCAACAUGAGAGAAUUCAUAUGGCUAAAAAACAUUUUGAAUGUAAAGAAUGUGGGAAGGACUUUUUAAGUGCCUAUCAACUCACUGUGCAUCAGAGAUUUCAUACUGGUGAGAAACCUUAUGAAUGUAAGGAGUGUGGGAAGACCUUUAGUUGGGGAUCAAGCCUUGUUAAACAUGAGAGAAUUCAUACUGGUGAGAAACCCUAUGAAUGUAAAGAAUGUGGGAAGGCCUUUAGUCGUGGCUAUCACCUUACUCAACAUCAGAAAAUUCAUAUUGGUGUGAAAUCUUAUGAAUGUAAAGAAUGUGGGAAGGCCUUUUUUUGGGGCUCAAGCCUUGCUAAACAUGAGAUAAUUCAUACAGGUGAGAAACCUUAUAAAUGUAAAGAAUGUGGGAAGGCCUUCAGUCGUGGCUAUCAACUUACUCAGCAUCAUAAAAUCCAUACUGGUAAGAAACCUUAUGUAUGUAAAAUUUGUGGAAGGGCUUUUUGUUGGGGCUAUCAACUUACUCGACAUCAGAUAUUUCAUACUGGCAAGAAACCCUACGAAUGUAAGGAAUGUGGGAAGACCUUUAAUUGUGGCUCGAGUCUGGUUCAACAUGAGAGAAUCCAUACUGGUGAGAAACCCUAUGAAUGUAAAGCAUGUGGAAAGGCCUUUAGUCGUGGCUAUCACCUUACUCAGCAUCAGAAAAUCCAUACUGGUGAGAAACCUUUUGAAUGUAAGGAAUGUGGGAAGGCCUUCAGUUGGGGUUCAAGCCUUGUUAAACACGAGAGAGUUCAUUCUGGUGAGAAAUCUUAUGAAUGUAAAGAAUGUGGAAAAACCUUUGGUAGUGGUUAUCAACUUACUCGACAUCAGAUAUUUCAUACUGGUGAGAAACCCUAUAAAUGUAAGGCAUGUGGGAAGGCCUUUAAUUGUGGCUCGAGUCUGGUUCAACAUGAGAGAAUCCAUACUGGUGAGAAACCCUAUGAAUGUAAAGAAUGUGGAAAGACCUUUAGUCGUGGCUAUCACCUUACUCAACAUCAGAAAAUCCAUACGGGUGAGAAACCUUUUAAAUGUAAGGAAUGCGGGAAGGCCUUUACUUGGGGUUCAAGCCUUGUUAAACAUGAGAGAGUUCAUACUGGUGAGAAAUACUAUGAAUGUAGAGACUGUGGGAAGGCCUUUGAUAGUGACUAUCAACUUAGUGUUCAUCAGAGAUUUCAUACUGGUGAGAAACCUCAUCAAUGUAAGGAAUUUGGGAAGACCUUUACUUGUGGCGCAAGCCAUGUUCAACAUAAAAGAAUUAAUAAUAAUGAUAAACCCUACAAAUAUAAAGAGUGUGGGGAAGCCUUUAUAUGGACAGCCUAUUCAAAUGGGGCGGUUGAUGCUGGUGAAACUAUGACUGAAGAAAUGUGAAAGAAUGUGUUUUGGUGUGUGUAUAGACAACUUACUUAAUGUGAGAAGUCUUAUUCUUGAGAAACCUUUUGAAUGUAGGGAAUGUGCAAAACCCUAAACUGUGUAUGGAUAAUUGAUAUCAGAAAAUUCAUAUUAGUGAGAAAUAUUUUGAAAAUGAGGACUAAGAAAUGACUUCUGUAUGAUCUUGAACGUCUAUACUGACGUGAAGCCAUUUAAUUGUAGGAAAUAUGUAAAGAUCUUUAUUUUAUUUAAGAUCUUUAAUUCAUAGUACAAAGUCUCAUAAGUGUUGGAAAAAUUAUGCUCAUCAGAAACUCUCUAAGGCAUAUGGGAAGAUUCUAAAUUUAAUUUGGUUCUUGUAUAUCAGAGAAUUCAUACUGCUGUGAAAUCCUGUGAAUUUAAGGAGUAUGGGAAGACUUGUAAUCAUGGUAAACAUCUUAAAAUACAUCAGGGAAUUCAUCCUAAUGAGAAGCCAUUUGAAUUAGAAUUGUAGGAAGGCCUUUAGACAACUGCUACUCCAACUAUUGUCCAGAGACGUUUUGCCAGUCUAUAAAAUCAUUGCCUGUCAAUCAUGAGAUAAAUGCAGAAAGUGAGAGUAAAUGUUUGGAAACUUUUAUAGAAAUUUGAUAUUGCCAUAACAUUAUCAUUAUAUUUUACAAAAGUAUCAGUCAAUCAAUGAUUGGAAAUUUAAAAUGAAAAGUUUGUCCUUCCCUCUAUAAGUUGAGAGACAACAUUCAUACUUUUUAAAACAGGAGACAAGUCACAAAGUAACUUAAUUAGAAUAAGAAAUUCUUCACUUGUUGGACAAUGAUUAGAAUAGCAGAAUACUUAAUACUUCAUAAGAUAAAUAUGAUGUAUACUUCAUCAGACUUUGGUAAAUCUGAAUAAGAAAAGUCAAGAAAGUUGGCAACAUUGUAGAAUCAUUAAUAAGAAAAGAGAUAUAAUUAGAGAUGUGGAGGUUUUUUUUUUUUUUUUUUAAUUUAAGGCAACACAAUGUAUUUAAACAUAUUUGGAUCAAUAAGCAAAGAAAAAGACUGAAAAAAAAUUGCUCCAAGAUCUCUUUUUUAGAAACAAUAGUUGGAAAUUGUCAUCUUCUUAGGGAUCAAUUUCAAGAGGAAAAAAAAUUUUUUUGCUAUCUCAUCUGGAUAACAUAUAUAUCUAGUAACAAAACUAAAUGGAGAUAGCCUCCAAAAAGCAAAAGCUAGAUUAAUUGAAUUUGCAUGCAUAUGUGUUCAGUCGCUUCAGUCAUGUCCAACUCUUUGUGAACUCGUGGACUAUAGCCCGACAGGCUCCUCUGUCCAUGGAGAUUCUCCAGGCAAGAAUAUUGGAAUGGGUUGCCAUGCCUUCUUCCAGGGGAACUUCCUGACCCAGGUAAAUGCAAAAUUUUUAAGUAAAACACCAAUAAGCAGAAUCCAGAUGUAAGAUUGCACAGUAGAAAAUAAUUUUUAUGGAAUAUUCAAGCCCGAAACUUUCUGGUUUAAAUGGAAAUAUAGGCUAACUGACCAAAAAAAAAAAAAAAAAAAAAUGAAUCAGUAUAAGUUUAAUUCAUUCUGAUAGUUCAUCUUAAGAUUUGUGUGACUUUUAGAGUAGGAAAUUACACAUAAUGACUUAAUUCUAAGAAGAAUUUAAUAUUUGUAAAUCAGAAUGCAUCUCAAAAUUGGUGACUUUUCAUUUUCAUCUGGGUGGCUGUUAUGAUUUACUGCCGGCAUGAAAACAUAUUAGUUAUGAUGAAAUAAAAGAAUGUUUAUAUACUCAGAAUUUGACCCUUUAAAAAUGACUGAUUUCCAAAAAUCAGUUACAUCAGAACUGCACUGACAAAUGUCUGUGGUUCAUCUUGGUCAUUGUUUUAAUCUGCACCUCACCUCUGUGUCCAUUUUUGCAGAUAGGCCAUCCAUGGUAUCUCUGUUCAGUCGUUUAUAGUCUAGUGGUUGACAGCAUUAUUCCACAUAAUUGUAAUAAUCAAAUGUAACACAAAGCAGAAUACUUUGAGUGUUUUAAUAGAAUAUAUCAUCACCAGUUAGUAUUUUACUCCUCCUGGGUACCAUAUUUGCAUGUUAACUAGGAGAUAUGGUGAUAGCACCUUAUCCUACCAUUUCUGAAAUUGUAGGUCUCGGAAGUCACCAGUGCUUAAUAGUACUUCAGAAACAAAGGAAAUUAAUCCUCUGAUUCAAGAAGCUUAUGAAGCAGCAUCUUCUAAAAUACCCUCUUAAGGAACCACCUAAAGUACCUUAUCAGCUUAUCAAAAGGCUAAAGAGUAGUGAAGAAAAUGGUUCAACUGUGUUUAAGUUGGCAUAUCUCAAACUUCACUAUGGAAAUACCAAUUCUCAUGACUUAUUAACAUCUUGAGGGUGUCAAACUGCAUUGGGAGGCGCAACCAUAACUAAGAGAGGAUAAAGUUGGAAAUUUCAGUCACCAAGUCUGAUUGUUUAGCUAUGACAGGAUGACAGUAUCGUACUCUCAGUUGCCUUCUAAUGUUUUCUCUUACUUAUGAGUAAAUAUCUUUGUUGUGUCUAAGUAGGCAUGGCUCCUGAGUUUUAUCAAAUGCCAUUUUAUUAUCUCUUCCUGCAGUUGUAUUUGUUAUACUGUGAUAAGUAUUUAUACUGACAGACUCUUUGACUUCUUCUUGUUUCUAGGUAUGCUCAGGUUAGCCAUUGUGUGUGUGUGUGUGUGUGUGUGUGUGUGUGUGUGUGUGUUUUGGAUGCACUACUUGAUUUCACUUACUACUAUUUUAUUUAGAAUUUUUACAUCUCGUGAGUAAGACUAUAUGAUGAUUUUCUUUUAGAAUGUAUUUUUUUGUUUUUGUAUUGCAAUUACCUGUUCUUUAAAAUUGCAUGACUGUAUUGGGUUGUUUUGUUUUGAAUUGGAGGUCCUUAAUCACUUUUCUAGUUUAAUCUGUUGAUUUUCUUGUCUUUGAAUUUCUACUUAGGACACAACAAUUUCACUGAAUAUCCAGCACAGUUACUUUAAGGAAUCUUCAUAGUACCAGCCAAGAUCCACAUAAAAAGAGUAUUCCAACAUAGUCCCUAAUUGAAAAUCUUUCAGUAUGUGUUCUGGAAGAUACCAUGUUGGGAAGUCAGAGUGCCUUAUAGGACUGUUAGAAUUAGCCAUGUCUUUCAGAGUAUGUACAUUUCUUUCUGUGUAUACUGUGAAGUAGAAUUGCUUGAGUUUGUUUAUGGGUAUGUCCAUGUUCAGCUUUAAUAAGUUUAGUUCUCCUACAUAUUAAUAGAUUUCCAAACAAAUAUACCAGCUGGCACUCCCAACAGCAGUGUGUGUUCGUAUCCUUGACAAUAUGUGGCAUCAUCAGUUAAAAAAUAUAUGUACAUAUUUUGCUACUGUGGUAGGUAUACAGUGGUACCUGAUUGUAAUGAUUGUGGUUCACAUUUCCAGUUUUCUGAUUGUCUGCUGGGUAUUUGAAUUUUUCAGUAUCUCUUCACUCCUUGCUCAUACAUCAUUGGAUGCAUUAGGUGUGUACAGUUUCACAAAGUAUCUGCACAAUUUCUAGGACAGGAUUUGACACCUAGGCCAUCGUGUGUGCAUUUAUCCUCCACUAGACAGGGAGCUGGUUGAUGGCUAUGAUGGAAUCAGCUUUGUCUUUGCAUCUCCAUCUCCCAGUAUGAUCCGUAAGUUUUAGUUGUUUAACACAGUUAAGAUACACUCAUCAGAAAUUAAAAGAACCAAAAUGAUUGAAGCAAUGAGGAAGUAUAUUGAGUCAUAUAAUAUGAUCCAUUCUGGGCUGGUUGCCCUUUGUGCUUGACAUGAGAAAUACUGUGAUCUCCACCACCAUCACAUUAGAGAUUCUUUUCACUUCUCUCCUACGUGGAGUUUCUAGUUUUCUGCUUGCUCCCGUGGAGCAACCUCCAGUUGCUUUCUUAGAAGGGGGUGAUUUUUGAAAUAACUCACGUGGUUAAAAAGGUUAUUCUCCCCUUCUGUUUCUGAUGUCUCAUUUUGGCCAGCAGAUUCUUGGGCAUGUUCUUUUCAUGGUCCAUGGCAGAAGCACAAAAUGCUGAGCCAAAACAUCUUUAAAGUCUGUACAACCGUCCUGAUCAGCUCACAUUCUGUUGAUUAGACAAGUCAAGUGGACAAGCCCAACAUUAACAGAGGCAGGGGUGAACCAUGCCAAGGGCAGAUGGUAAAGGAAGAAUUGUGGGAAAACAGUAUAAGCUACCAGGCUCAUAACAACAUAGGUGGCUUCCCUAUAUUACCUUAUGGGGGUAGCUGAGCAAUAGUUAAUCAUUUCAAAGAUAAUAUGUCAGCCAAUAGAAAAAUAUAAACCUUUCCUAUAACCAUGCUCAUAGUUGCCAAAUGAAUUUAUAAAUUUACAUCCAUUUCUUUUAAAAAUAGUAAAUUAUCAUGUAUUAAUAUUGUUUAAAUUGAGUCUUCCUUGGUGGCUCAGUGGUAAAGAAUCUGCCUGCCAAU
Molecule: messenger RNA, 6566 nt
Organism: Cervus elaphus (red deer)
Lineage: Eukaryota; Metazoa; Chordata; Mammalia; Artiodactyla; Cervidae
Gene: ZNF283
Product: zinc finger protein 283
Exons: 5
Coding region: 210-2153 (647 amino acids)
Biological process (GO): regulation of DNA-templated transcription
Molecular function (GO): RNA polymerase II cis-regulatory region sequence-specific DNA binding; DNA-binding transcription factor activity, RNA polymerase II-specific
Source: RefSeq, a predicted model, not a curated record